Messenger RNA from Larimichthys crocea (large yellow croaker), 3112 nucleotides. It is a transcript of the gene stac, whose product is annotated as SH3 and cysteine rich domain. The coding region runs from base 405 to 1745 and encodes 446 amino acids. Gene Ontology annotation, molecular function: transmembrane transporter binding. NCBI's taxonomy places the organism in Eukaryota, Metazoa, Chordata, Actinopteri, Sciaenidae. The transcript has 12 exons. Gene Ontology annotation, biological process: positive regulation of voltage-gated calcium channel activity; positive regulation of protein localization to plasma membrane; skeletal muscle contraction. The record is from RefSeq and is a predicted model, not a curated record.
UCCGCCCAUCAGAGUAUUGGCAGUGUGCGGCGCACGGUGCGCAGCGUGGACUUGGAGAUGUCUUGGCAGCAUUACGCACGACGACACGAUAAACGUAAAAGCCUCCUUUAGAAGGACAGGACACUCUGAAGCUAAACCGGACCGACUUUGAUCUUCUGAUUUGGAAAGCACUUCAUCCACAUGCUCCUCAAGAUAUAUUUCUUAUCUUUUCCUGUCGGCGGAUGAGACUCAGACGUCCCCUCCGCAGCAGAAGCAGCAACAGCAACGGAUCUGGAUGACUUCUCCUUCUCUUAUCCUCAGGUCACGGUGACUAUAGAGGAAUGGGCAACAUAUAAACAGCUUGGGAAGAAAACGAACUCUACAGAGCAACAGUUUUUUUUUUUUAGAGAUCCCAAAAAGAGAGGAUGAUCCCACCGGCCAACAUGAUUCAGGACGAAAGUGGGGGCAAAGAGGACGAACGGGACCAGAAUGAGACACCCAAAUCCCCGACGGCGAACGCCAGCCAGCAGGAAACCAAGAAUACUGUGAGGCCUGAACAUCACAAGCGCAAGCUGCAGAGACUCAAGCGCUCUUUGUCCUUCAAGACCAAGAGCAUCCGCAGCAAGAGCGCGGACAACUUCUUCCGAACCAGCAACGACACCAAGAUGGAGCUGCUCUCUGACGUGAGCAGCAGCACGGGCCAUCUCUGCAACAUCGGGAUGGCCCCGCCGCACACCACCAACCUCCCCAUCCCUCCGGUCCCUCCGGCCAUCCCCAGCGCUCCUCCUCCCACAUCGCGCUCCCAGUCACGCAACCCGCUGCAGGUAGACUCAGCAGGACACUGCUUCAUGGAGCACAUCUUCAAGAAGCCCACGUUCUGCGAUGUCUGCAACCACAUGAUCGUAGGUACAACGGCCAAACAUGUGGUAUUCCUGGCGGGAAACACGGCGAAGCACGGCCUCCGCUGCAAAGCCUGCAAGAUGAGCCUCCACCACAAAUGUGAGAAUGGAGUGGGACAGCAGCGCUGCAUGGGAAAGCUGCCAAAAGGCUUUCGGCGGUACUACAGCUCUCCAUUACUGAUCCAGGAACAGUACGGCUGCAUCAAAGAAGUCAUGCCCAUUGCCUGUGGCAAUAAGGUGGAUCCUGUAUAUGAGGCCUUGAGGUUUGGGACGUCGCUGGCACAGAAAGCUAAGAGGGCCAGCGGCUCUGAGUCUCCACACAGAAACUCGACCAGUGACUUGGAUAAAGUUCCAGAAGAAGUGGUGGCUCACAGCAGUAGGCAGGAGCUGUCGAGAAAACACAGCGAUGAUGUUUUCACAGUGGUUGAGAACGGGACGGAGCAUUACAACCAACCAGAGGGGACACCUGACGAUUUGACGUUGGAGCAGAACCAGCUACAGAAAGACGUCCUCAAGCUCAACACCUACGUGGCCUUGCACAACUUCUCCCCCCAAGACAGUCAUGACCUGGAGAUGAGAGCCGGCGACAGAAUCUUAUUGGCUGACGACUCUAAUGAUGACUGGUGGAAGGGAGUAAUUGAGGACAGGAUCGGUUUCUUCCCAGCAGCGUUUGCUCAUCUGCUCCGGGCUGGAGACCAAGUGUUCAGGUGUAACAGGACGUUCAUCGGCUGUAAGGAACAAGGCCAGAUCACGCUGAAGGAGGGACAGAUUUGUGUGAGCAGCGAGGGUGAACGCAGCGGCUUCAUCAGAGUAGCGAGUGGAAAGAAGAGAGGCUUUGUACCCUGCGACGUUCUGGAAAUCAUCUGAGACAGACACUCAGAGAAAUGAAGAGAGAGAGAUGGAGAGAGGGGAGAGGAAGGAUCAGCCGCCUGGAGGUCAGAGGAGGACGAAACUAAGGCGUUCGCCUAGUCAGAAAAUUGGAGUUUGGACCUUAAAGUGAUGCUGGUUUUGUCAAUGAGGACUCCACGUUGUUGUAGUCUCUGUACCUUCCUCACUCCCUGUCAACUCAGAGAGAUGUUGUGACGACAGACUGUUUGUUGUUCGCAGGGAGACAGCAGAUCUCUGUUUCACUGGAUUUAAUUUAUAGAGCCGAUGUGUGUGUGUUUCCCCCCUUAGUUUUAUUCUGCUAUGAGCUGUUUAUUUUUCGAAAGUGGAACUGCCGACUGGCUGUUUAAGCCAAAGAAAAUCAAAUAAACACUUAGUACAAUGAUUAUUUUUCAAGGUUUCAGUACAUAUAAUGUCAUUCCUUCUUCAAAUAGUUUUGUUUCUCAUGCUUUUUAUGUUCCAAGAAGCAAAAGGUGAGCUUUUAUGGAUGAUAAAAUCCUUGAUGUCAGAAGUUGAUGAAGUUGAGAAAAAAAACAUCAUAUACAAUAAAAUAAGAACAUUCACUCACUUUGAAGCCUCAAAAUCUAUCAAACACUUCCUGUAUAACCUCUAGCGUAUGACAGAACUACAAAACAUGUGAAAGAGAAAAAGACGUGGUAUCUUCAGAGACGUUUGACACAAUCAAAGACUUCAGAAAAUUCCCAGUGGUCUUUCAGAAAUAUUAUCCUUGCACUCCUCAGCUUUUUAGUGUCUCACUCAUUCAAUCCAGGCGAUGAUAGAUGACAAUAAAAAUGUACAUUUUUAUCAUCACUAGAAUAAAAAAAAUAUUAAAUUCCAUGUUUCACCGGACACAAAGCUAGUUAUUUAUCAAAACUUUACAUCAUCUCUAUGUUGCAGAAUCUGUUAGAUCUAUCUUUUAAGGCUUAAAGUUUGUUCUUUAAUUUUCUUUUUGGUUGUUUUCACGACUUCAUUAUAAAAUCAGAGGUGAAUGAGAAGGUACCGCUACGAUAUAAUCAGGACAUUCAUGAUUUGAUGAUCAUGUGAAUUCAUGACCUCGUCUGUAAGACAACGAAACAUGUAAGAAAAUGAUACGUUUCUGGUUAGCGUGUUAACUUGAAAUGUAAUCACUCUUGUGUAGUUUACCUCUGUUCUCAGCACAGACGAUCCUGGACAGCACUUCUCGUUCAGAUUAUAGUCGAGUGCGUUUAUGGAAAGGUGUUACAUCAUAGUAGAUAUAGUAUAUCUCUUAAAGGUUGUUCUGCACUGAAACUUGGCUUUACUGAAUAUCCAAGAACUCUAUAUUGUACAUACUGUACAUACAAGAUUAAAAUCUUCUUUAUCACAACAAA